CGUGACGCGGGGUGACGCCGCCGUGCCCGGGAGCUGACACUCGACGCAGGGGUCGCGCCGCGAGCGGCGGGCAGGGCACGCGCGCAACCACCACCGCUGCCGCCACCGCGGCUACCGGAGCGGGGCCCGCGCCGCAGGGACAGCUCUGAUUGUGAACAGGAAACAAACACUUCCCAAGCAGAAUGUGGCAAAGUGUUUGCCGGAAAAGGUGAAAUUUCUUGGGGUGGAGAUGGCUGAUAGGAGCGCGAAGAUCCUUCCAGGACAAUUGUACAUUGAAGUGGAGUAUGACUAUGAGUAUGAGGCCAAGGACAAGAAAAUUGUAAUUAAACAGGGGGAGAAAUACAUAUUAGUGAAGAAGACUAAUGACGAUUGGUGGCAAGUGAAAAGGGAUGAAAAUUCCAAACCCUUUUACGUGCCAGCACAGUAUGUGAAGGAAAUACCACGGAAAGCACUGAUGCCACCUGUUAAGCAAGCAGGCAUGCUGCCAAAUAAUGCUUUAAAGCUGACGCAUGGAUUACAGAGAUCGACAGAAAAUGUGAAUAAGUCACCAGAGCUUUCUAGUUUUGGGAAAUCUUCUCCUGUUCAAGUGUCUUGUUUAGUUCGAGAUGCCAAUCAAAAUCUGGGACCAAACAAUAGCCCCGGUCAAACUCUUGGUUUGAGUCUGGACCUUACUCAGAACAAUGGAAAACUUAACAACGAGUUGCAGUCUCCCAAGGUUUCCAAUCAGUUUCGAACCAUCUCCAUGGGUCAUUUCCCAUGUCCAGAGUUCUUGGAAAUAGAGAAGACCAGCUUUUUGCAUGAACAGUCUUGUGACUCGGCAGGAGAAGGCUCAGAAAAAAUUCACCAGGAUUCAGAAUCUGGAGAUGAACUCAGUAGCAGCUCCACUGAACAAGCACAGCCAACUACUCCACCAAGCCAAGGGAGGCCUGAUUCACCAGUUUAUGCUAAUUUACAAGAACUGAAAAUAUCUCAGUCUGCACUUCCACCACUACCUACAAGUGCUCCAGUCCAAAUAAAUGGGGAAUGGGAAACCCAUAAAGAUACAACAGGACGCUGUUAUUACUACAACAGAGGAUCACAGGAACGAACCUGGAAACCUCCACGUUGGGCCCGAGAUGCAAGCAUUAAUAAAGGGGAUUCCCAGAGCCAUGCAGAUCAUGAGCAUCUUUCAUCAGAAGAAAACGACCACAGUUCUUGUUACAGCCAGUCAGAUAGUCAGUACGGUUCUCCUCCAAAGGGUUGGUCAGAAGAGUUGGAUGAACAUGGUCAAACCUUAUAUACCAAUGACUAUACUAAUGAAAAGUGGCUAAAACAUGCAGAUGAACAAGGUAGACCAUACUACUACAGUGCUGAUGGUUCCCGAUCAGAAUGGGAGUUACCAAAGUAUAAUGCUUCACCACAGCAGCAAAGAGAUAUAAUAAAGAGUAGGAGUCUGGACAGGAGGCUACAAGAACCGAUAGUUUUAACAAAAUGGAGACACAGCACAAUUGUGUUGGACACCAACGAUAAGGAAUCAUCAAGCUCUUCUAAGGCCAGUUUUCCUGAAAAUGAGUCCUCUCCUUCUUCACCGAAGCAUCAAGCCACAGGUCAAGAGAAAUAUGGAUUAUUGAAUGUGACAAAAAUUACAGAAAAUGGGAAGAAAGUUCGAAAGAAUUGGAUGUCAUCCUGGGCGGUAUUACAAGGUUCAUCACUGCUGUUCACUAAAACCCAAGGAAGUGGAACUGGCUGGAAGUUUGGUGUGAAUCAGUCCAAGCCAGAAUUUACAGUGGAUCUCAAAGGGGCAUUGAUUGACUGGGCUUCAAAGGACAAAUCCAGCAAAAAGAAUGUCAUUGAGCUAAAAACCCGCCAGGGAACUGAACUCUUAAUUCAGUCUGAUAAUGACAGCUUCAUUAAUGAAUGGUAUAAAGUCCUUAACUACACCAUCAACAAUCAGGUAGUAGAAUCUGAUGAAGCAUUAGAAGAUGAGGUACCAGAUUCUCCUGGGGUGGAAAAACAAGACAAAGAAAAAGAGAAUAAAGACUCUAGGAAACUUCGUUCGGUGAAAAUGCCUAGCAAUAUCGAUACCACAGAUCAGAAAAAGACCAAAACGAAGCUCAAGAAGUUUCUCACACGACGACCUACAUUACAGGCUGUCCGUGAAAAAGGCUACAUUAAGGAUCAAGUGUUUGGUUCCAAUCUCACCAGCUUGUGUCAAAGAGAAAACAGCACGGUGCCAAAGUUCGUGAAGCUGUGCAUUGAGCAUGUUGAGGAACAUGGAUUAGAUGUUGAUGGCUUAUACCGAGUUAGUGGUAAUCUUGCAGUGAUACAGAAGCUAAGAUUUGCAGUCAAUCAUGAUGAGAAGCUUGACUUAAAUGACAGUAAAUGGGAAGAUAUACACGUCAUCACAGGAGCUCUAAAGAUGUUUUUCAGAGAACUGCCAGAGCCGCUGUUCACUUACAACCACUUCAAUGACUUUGUCAAUGCAAUUAAGCAAGAACCGAGACAGCGUGUCAAUGCUGUUAAAGAUCUAAUCAAACAGUUGCCAAAACCAAAUCAGGACACUAUGCAAGUGCUCUUCAGACACCUGAAGAGAGUUGUAGAAAAUGGAGAAAAGAACCGAAUGACCUAUCAGAGCAUAGCAAUAGUUUUUGGUCCAACCUUAUUAAAACCGGAGAAAGAGACUGGUAACAUAGCAGUCCAUACAGUGUACCAGAACCAGAUUGUAGAAUUAAUCCUACUGGAAUUGAAUGCCAUCUUUGGACGCUGACAUUUUCAUGGAGUGCAAACUGGAAGUGAUGGGUUGGAAGCAGUAUUCCAUCAGGAGGAAAAUCUCUCACUGUAUAUGAUGUAUUAUGUUUGUGGACCAAGAAGCAACUUGAUUUUUGCACUUUUGGGGGAGGGGAAAAACAGGAGAAGUGUUUUACCACUUUAAUGCAAAUCAGAGACAACACUUUGCUUGUUUGGAUUUCUUUGAAAAAUUCAUUGUAAAAUAGCAAAUUAAAAAGUUUAUAGUUUGCCUUUUUUUUUUUUUUUU
Molecule: messenger RNA, 3013 nt
Organism: Lagopus muta (rock ptarmigan)
Lineage: Eukaryota; Metazoa; Chordata; Aves; Galliformes; Phasianidae
Gene: ARHGAP12
Product: Rho GTPase activating protein 12
Exons: 18
Coding region: 230-2746 (838 amino acids)
Biological process (GO): regulation of GTPase activity; signal transduction
Cellular component (GO): cytoplasm
Molecular function (GO): protein binding
Source: RefSeq, a predicted model, not a curated record